CGUCACCCGAACUAUUCAUUACGAAAAAAGAAAACUCGUACGACACGACCAGUGAAUUACAAUUGGACGGACUGGAUUCUUUGGGUACUCCACCGCCACCAGCACCACAAAGUCGUCAGAGUGAGCAGUCUUCUGGUGAAGUCGAAGCGGCGAUCAAAGAUAUUAGGAUGGCUCUGCAACGGACAAAAACUUUGCCUGUCAAGUCACCGUCGGAAGACCCAGCUGAACCUAGUGUCAGUCCUAUUUGGAUACCAAGUCUGUCGCAUGCUAGGCGGCGAGUCUGCCCGACGACGACAACGACAACGACAACAACCAGUGCUGCAAUAGAAAGUGCAAGCGAAGAUUCAGAACCAGCAGCACCUCUGCCACCGCCCUUGACAACGCGUACAAGUAAUCGAGCAGGAGUCGUUGGUCUCGAGGUAGUUACGACAACGGCGACAGCAACGUCAACAACAACGACGACGCAAGAACCCGAACCUGAGGAAGCUGCCGACGAAGAGGAAGCUGACACAGAUUUAGAAACUGAUCGAUUGCUUGGACAACAGAGGACUGACGAUCAAGGAUUUUACGAUGACAAGGGAUGGCGCAAACCGAAAACCCGGACGCUCCUCCCGACGACCCUCAACUCAAAACCCUCAACGAAACCUACAACGCCAGCGAAACCUACAAGCUUAUCCCUUGGUGGUCAUGAGUCAUUAAGUACAACCGAACCAUCAACAUCGAAUUCACCUAAAGAUGUUGUCUGUACAAAAGACAACGUUGUCACCGAAGAGACGAGUCCAAAACAAAAAAGCUCAUCGACGCCGGUUGUCAAAAAUUCACCUCCCUCACCGAGAAGCCUCAAGGAGCCCGUCAGUAAGGACAAGGAAGGAAAGAAGAAGCGAAACAAGGAAGCUCUGCUGGACGACCCAACAGUACUGAUCGAGGGUGUGUUAUUCCGCGCGAAAUAUCUUGGCUCGUGUCAAUUGCCAUGCGAGGGACAACCUACCAAAACAACAAGAAUGUGCCAGGCUGAGGAGGCGGUGUCAAGGAUAAAGCAAAAACUAUCAAAGUCCCAGGAGUCGUCUCCACAAGCCGCGUCGUCGUCAGCCGCAGAGCCACUGCAACCUAUGGCGACCACGCCGGAGGAAGACGAGUGCGACUCGACCGAGGAGUUGAUGGCUGGUAAACCGACGACUCCUCUUCCUACGGCGACUGCCACCGCUACCACGACAACAACAACGACAACGACAACAACCCUUGAACCUUCAGUAUAUCGACUUCGCUAUCUCGGCUCGGUUGAAGUCGACGGCGAAAGCAGGCGACGAAGACGCAAACGCGACAAGAAUCAAAUGGUCGAAGAGGCCGUCAGGAAGAUUAAGGCACCAGAAGGAGAAUCACAGCCAAGUACCGAGGUCGACCUAUUCAUCUCGACGGAGAAGAUAAUGGUGCUGAAUACGGAUCUGAAGGAGAUAAUGAUGGACCACGCGCUUCGUACGAUAUCCUAUAUCGCGGACAUCGGCGAGUUGUUCGUCCUCAUGGCACGGCGACGAUUCGUUCCGCACGAGAUGGACGAAGCUCCGAAGAAUAGGACACCAAAAAUGAUUUGCCAUGUGUUCGAGAGCGAAGAAGCACCGCAGAUUGCUCAGAGCAUCGGGCAAGCUUUUCAAGUCGCUUACAUGGAGUUUUUGAAGGCCAAUGGGAUUGAGGAUCACAGCUUUGUCAAGGACAUGGAUUACCAAGAGGUGCUUAAUUCUCAGGAGAUCUUUGGCGAUGAACUGCAGAUGUUUGCUAAGAAGGAGAUGCAGAAAGAGGUAGUAGUACCAAAGGCCAAAGGCGAAAUCCUGGGAGUAGUGAUAGUAGAAUCAGGCUGGGGUUCGAUGUUGCCAACGGUGGUGAUAGCGAACUUGGCCCCAUCGGGGGCAGCCGCGCGUUGCGGCCAGCUGAACAUUGGUGAUCAGAUAAUCGCGAUAAAUGGUGUCUCGUUAGUUGGUCUUCCAUUGUCGACCUGCCAGACGUACAUUAAAAACUCAAAGAACCAAACUGUCGUGAAACUCACCGUUGUGCCGUGUGCUCCCGUGGUCGAAGUCAAGAUCAAGAGGCCCGAUACAAAGUUUCAGUUGGGCUUCAGCGUGCAAAACGGCGUCAUUUGCAGUUUGCUACGCGGCGGUAUUGCCGAGAGGGGUGGCGUUCGCGUUGGUCAUCGGAUCAUCGAGAUCAAUAAUCAGAGUGUAGUCGCUGUGCCGCACGAGAAGAUUGUUAAUCUGCUUGCUACGUCCGUUGGCGAGAUUUUAAUGAAGACGAUGCCAACGUCGAUGUUCAGGCUGUUAACGGGACAAGAGUCGCCGGUGUACAUAUAAAGCUAUAAAGCGAACUCAAAGAAGAAGAUGCCUGACAGACAAUAUACAAAUCCCUCAAUCCAAUCGAUAGAUUGACGAGGCUUCACGCCGACAAAGACGAACAAAAAUAAUUGUUUUCGUUCUUGGCAGAUUUCAAUUUUUGUUAAUAUUUUAAUCCGUUCGCCCCCCCCCCCCCCCCACUUCUAAAGAAUCUAAUUAUAAUAACGAAGUUGAGAUGCAUAGAUUUAACAAAAAAAAGAAACUUUGAUAAGGCCGUCUGCCGCACAAGAACGGGCCAAAAUUCUGCGAGAAUAUACAAAUCCUAUUCCCAAGUAAAACUCUCGAUGCGCACGAUUAUAAAUAGCACAAAUGUAAGAGAUUACAAAAUGCAAAACAAAAAGAGGAAAAACACAUUGAAACAAAUAAAAGCGACUUCUGUAUAUUAUAUUUAAAAAAAGUACCGCUUCGAAGCUGAAGAAGAAAAUGAAAAAGGGAGCUUCGCUUGUCUAAUUAAUUUGUACUAAUAUUCGUAUAAAUACCUAUAAAUAUUAUAAAUAUAACGGAUAGCGCUCGACCGCGUAUAUAUAACAUAUAUUAUAUCUAGAAGAAACAAAAGACAGAGAAAGAUAGGAGAAAUGGAAAAGAAAGCACGUGCGACUCUGCGCGACAGGGGAUAUCAGUUCCUAAUUAUUUUGCAGAGUCGCUCUCGUUCUUGUACGUAAAUAUAUCGUUGGAGGAAAGCUAGAUCGCCACCGCUUUAAACCGCCAAUCUCAGAGUUUGUAUUUAAGUGAAACCGACAGAUGUACGACUUACUUAUGUAUGACAAGGUUUUGUCUAUUUUUGCUGCGAUAACGACGAAGACAUUUUUUCGCUUUUCGAUUAAAGAAGACCAGGCGAUUAUUACCAAAUAUAUCGCGUGAUUAGUUAAUAUGUACGCGAUGCUCUUAUAUAUAGUUUUUAGGUAAAACGAAAGGCCGAACGGUUUAGCGUGCAUGGUGGUGGGUCCGAUGUUUUUUAAUAGCAAACCAGAAUUAUUAGCAUCUAUAAAACUUCUGUAUUAUCCAUUCAAUUGCAUAAUGUGAGUGUCCGAGAUUUGUUGCCAUAGGAAUGAUUGAUUAUUGUACUUGUUGUAAGAUGAAAUUACAGUAUUGUUAAGUGUUCCGUUACUCAUAUUACAUUUUAUGCAUGGUUGUUUCAGUUGCAAUUUGUUUUUAUUUUUCUUUACACAAUCUACUUAUGAAUCUCGAUUGACUAAAUCGUGACUUGAAACGGCUAAACAGAAACGUAUAAUCUUAUGUCUUUGUGUUCAAACACUCCAUUUAUUGAAGAGAUCCAUAGGUUACAUCAAUAAAUGCUCAAACCAAGCAAUCCGAUUUACGCAGCAAUGAUCAAAGUGUGAUAAACGAGUCGCAUUAUAUAGCAUCAUAAUCCAUCCUCCCUGUAUUUAGCAUAUCAAAUUCUUGUGCGUUAAGGUAUAAGCAAGAAAAGUGAGAAUUCCCGUGGUUAACAUCGGACUCACCGACUCGCGGGCGAAGCAAAAUAGGGAUCAAACAGUGAUGUACAGUGAUGUCGGUAGUAGGAGGCUGGCAAAGCUUGGAGGUUUUAUCUAGUCAUUAAACGCUAAGAGUUAAAGAUAACAAAAAACAAACAAAUAAAUAAUAUUACUCUAUGCGAUUAUAGAGGGGGAGAAUACUCAUAUGGGAGCCAACUCCGACUGAUUUCAUCAAAAAAAAAUAAUAAUAAUAAUAAAUAAAUAAGACAAAACCCAUAUGACUCGCGAGUGCGGCAAUAGCACGUUAUGUAAUUCGUAAUAUAUACAAAAAUAAAAAAUCGAGCGAGCUGACUGAACUGAGUUUCCUCAUGUCCUCUUGCAGGCGGUCUCUCUCGCUCAUAAUCAAAUCGACGAUUUCGUUGAGCGGAAUUAUUAUUACGUAUUAUUAUUAUUAUUCCUUUAGUACUCAUGCAUUUGUUUACUCUUUUCUUUUUCUACAUUGGAUCGUGGAAUUGAUUUCCUCCUUUGCAAUAGAACCUUUCAUCGAUUCGUCGUUCGAACGUAAGAGUUCCGUCGAUUUCUUUUUUUAUCAAUCGCUCAUUUUUUAUAGAGAAAACUUGCAAUUGGUGUAGGUGCAAAUGACGAGUCUCGAAGUACACGAAUGGCGAAUUGAUGCGGUUCUUUUGAGUUAUAUGUUGUAAAAAGAAAAAAACAAACUUUUUUUUAGCUGAUAAGAAUGCGAAGAAAUCGUUGUUAACGAAAAAGCAUAAACUAAAUAAAAAAAGAAGAAACUAAGAAGCGAAAAGUGUUUGAGACUGCGUAAGAGAAGAAUCGUUCAAAAUAGUGCUUUUUUGACUUGUUUACGAUAGGCCAAAAAGAGAAAAAUUUGACAAAAAAAGAUAAUUAAAGAAGAAGAAUGAGUGAGUAUGAGCUUUUUUGCAUUGCACACCAAGUUUCUAUUAUAUGUGUUCUUAAGAGAACACAUACACGCUAACACACAAAUAAAUUGAUAAUUUUUCGAAUGCCCAUGGAGAUGAAGAAGAGGGGGGAAAUAAUUAUAUAUAUACAUACAAAAACUUAUACAUAAAGUGAAAGAAAAAAAAUUAAUAGAGCUUGUGCUGGUAGCUUUGGAGUCAUGACACAUACUUUAAUUAUACUUCAAUGAAAAGAAAAAGAAGGAGAAUACAGAGCAGGCUGCGAGGAUUAUAAGAAAAAAAUAUCAUGACUAUCUUUAUCAAUGUUUGUGAAUGUAUUAUAAGUUAUGGUUAAACAAGUAAGCGAGCUAUUGAAUGUGUAUAUGGUAAUACUAUACUAGUCCAUACAAAGACAACAAUAAACUGUAAUUUUGAA
Phymastichus coffea is the source of this 5161-nucleotide messenger RNA. RefSeq names its product protein lin-10-like. Gene Ontology annotation, biological process: chemical synaptic transmission. The record is from RefSeq and is a predicted model, not a curated record. NCBI's taxonomy places the organism in Eukaryota, Metazoa, Arthropoda, Insecta, Hymenoptera, Eulophidae. The transcript is spliced from 9 exons. Gene Ontology annotation, cellular component: cytoplasm; dendritic spine; plasma membrane. The annotation marks the transcript as partial. Gene Ontology annotation, molecular function: protein binding.